This is a messenger RNA of Micromonas pusilla CCMP1545, 834 nucleotides long. RefSeq lists its product as uncharacterized. Lineage: Eukaryota; Viridiplantae; Chlorophyta; Mamiellophyceae; Mamiellales; Mamiellaceae. The coding region runs from base 1 to 834 and encodes 277 amino acids. The record is from RefSeq and is a predicted model, not a curated record. The transcript has 2 exons.
AUGGCGGGGCCUCGGAACCGGCUCCGCGUUCGCACGCCCGAGGGCACAGGGAAAGGAAAGGAGACGACGCGCAUCGCCACGGUCGUGGGCGUGCAUCCGACGUUAGACGUCGCGGUGUUGCGCUUCGUGGACGACGCGACGCGCGAGGGAGGAUCCGGCGCGGAGGCGCGAGCGAGCGGCGGCGUCUUCGGGGACGAGUUCACGCCGAUGCCGAUCGCGACGCGUCCGCCGCGGCCGGACGACGUCGUCGCCGCGCUCGGAUACCCCAUGGGCUGGAGCGGCGCGUUCAAGACCCUCUUCUCGUCGUUCAGAGGAGGCGGCGACGGCGGCGAAGAGAAGAACAAGAACGAGCGGUGGGGGACGACGCUCGCGACGUACGCGCCUCAGGCGCGUUCUAUACACUGGUCCCCAUACGACCGCAACGGCCCUCAAUCGCCGCCUUCCCGCGACGCCGACGCCGCCGACGAAAACGAAAACGUUUCCCUCGCCCCCCUCGCGACGACGCACGUGCUGCACACGUCCGUCGUCGCGAACGGCGAGAGCGGCGGCGCGCUGAUAAAUGCGCGCGGCGAACUCGUGGGCGUGCACUCUUUCGGGGACGCCUUCUUCGGCGGCGGAAGGGACGUCGCCGUCCGGGUGACGCGCGACGUCGUGGCGGAGUGCGGGGCGGGGGGUUGCCCGGGGUGCGUCGCGGGGGCGCUGUGCUGCCCGGCGACGCCGGAGAGGUACGCCACCGUGGCGGUGAACGCGCGGGUGAUGGCGAGCUCGGACCCGGCGCUGGCGGCGAUGUGCCCCGAGCUCUCGCCCGCGGAGCGGAGAGCGUGGAUACUGUAG